Nerophis lumbriciformis (worm pipefish) is the source of this 1509-nucleotide messenger RNA. Its product is annotated as KIAA1614 ortholog. The record is from RefSeq and is a predicted model, not a curated record. Lineage: Eukaryota; Metazoa; Chordata; Actinopteri; Syngnathiformes; Syngnathidae.
GUAUCGUCCAACCCUAGCGGAAAUUACCGAGGAUUUGUGAAGUCACUUCCGGUCCGGGGAUUGGGCUCAAGCGCUUCUUGAUUUAACUGUCUUGUUUAAUUAAUUGUUGUUUAAUUAUUUUUUAAUUAAAUAAAAUAAAAUACACAUUAUUUAAUUUUCAUUGUUUUUUUUGGCAAGCCAUAACAGAUCAGUCACGUGGUCGCGUGAUUAAGCCGCUCACUUUUAAUCCUUCUUUUUGUCAACCAAUCACUUUUUAGGAUGAUGCCACUGCCUCCCUUCCCCCAGGUCGGUGUGUGUGUCCUGAGUGUGUGAAGGCUGGUUGGCAGUGCGAGGACGACGCUCAGAUGAAGCAAGGCCGCGUCCCGCUGAGAGCCGACCAUGACCUGCUGACCCCGGACGCACGCGCAGGGUCCAGUGCCAAGCUCUGUCCAGUCCUCCAGCGGAGGUCAGGGGGCGUGGCCGUGGCGUCAGGUGAGCCGUCCGUGUCGACAAGAUCGAGUCCGACAAGUCGGCGUCUACGUUUUGAGGACGAGACCGAGGCCGAGGUGGACUCCCGCUACCUGGACCGGCAGAGACGGCGGACGAGCCAUCGAGUGGCGCGCGUCCUGGUCUGCAAGCCCAAACUCAGCCUGUACAUCAGCGGCGUGAGGCCGGAGGCGGGACACCAGGCAGACGGAGCCACGGGUGCGAGGGCGGUGAAAUCGCAGAGUCCCGUGGUCACUAAGAAGCAGGUUCAGAGCCAGUAUAGACUGGACCUGUGGACCGAACCCAUCAAAGAAACUCACAUUGGUCAGGUCACGCCUCCUGACACCUGCAGGAGAGAAAUUGCGAGUGGAAACCGAGUCCUUUUUAAGCCCUCACCCAUCAAAGGACUGCCUGUAAAUCCUUAUUCCCCUUCAGAACAAAGUCAGAACCAGGACCACGAGGAGCAUAGGGAGAAGAAUCCUUCUUUUGAUCCUAAACGCCACAAGUCAUCUCAACUAGCAGUCAACAAACAAAGCCCGCCUCCCUCGGGGAAUAACGAUGUCAGAGAGCCAAUAGGAGAAGACCUCCAUUCUUCUCAGCCAUUCGGCUGCAGACGUCAAGCGUCUCGUCUCUCCCUGCGUCGCCUCGUCUCCAGCGUAGUUUCACGCGGCACCCGAACCGGCAGCCUGGACCGCGUCACCGCCCGGUCCCCGCCCCGCUCCUGAGCCGGUCCCCGUGCUAACUCAUUGACGCGAGUCCGCCAUCGUGUGUGUUUCACUUUAUUGUUGAUCAGCUGCCGAGUGAUCACCACCACUUAGUGUCACACAUGUAAUACUUUCCAGAAACAUGUUAAUACGGUGUUGAGUGUCUUGAGAAAUGUUAUUAUUAUUAUUAAUGCUGUUAGGGUGAUGUGCUGAAGCCAACACAAAUACGGAGGAGAACUACACACGAAGAGCAAACAUUAACCGACUUUAGUGUUAUUCAAUAAAAAAAUGUCCGCCACUAACGAUGCUGGAGUUGCUUUCGAGAUCAGACAGAGAAAAA